UUCUCCCGGCAGGCGAACCCGGAAGUGGAGGGGAGGCGCGGCGGCGGCGGAGGCUGUGGCGGCGCAGGCGGGCGCUGGCCAGCCGUCCCCGGGGAGCGUGUCCGGGCUGGGGUCCGGGGGCGGGGCCGAGGGCCCCGGGCAGCCCGGCCUGGCCGGGUCGGGGGAGGCCAUGGCCUCGGCAGAGUUGCAAGGGAAGUACCAGAAGCUGGCUCAGGAGUACUCCAAGCUUCGCGCACAGAAUCAGGUCCUGAAAAAGGGAGUCGUGGAUGAACAAGCGAAUUCUGCUGCUUUAAAGGAACAGCUGAAAAUGAAGGAUCAGUCCUUGAGAAAACUGCAACAGGAAAUGGACAGCUUGACGUUUCGAAAUCUGCAGCUUGCCAAGAGGGUAGAACUACUUCAGGAUGAACUGGCUCUCAGUGAACCUCGAGGCAAGAAAAACAAGAAAGGUGGAGAAUCCUCCUCUCAGUUGAGCCAAGAGCAGAAAAGUGUCUUUGAUGAAGAUCUGCAAAAGAAGAUAGAGGAAAAUGAACGACUGCAUAUACAAUUCUUUGAAGCAGAUGAGCAGCACAAGCAUGUGGAGGCCGAGUUGAGGAGUCGCCUGUCGGCCCUGGAGACGGAGGCAGCCCAGCAUCAAGCCGUGGUCGAUGGCCUGACCCGAAAGUACAUGGACACCAUCGAGAAGUUGCAGAAUGACAAGGCCAAACUAGAAGUAAAAUCUCAGGCCUUGGAAAAGGAGGCCAAGGAAUGUCGGCUUCGAACAGAAGAAUGUCAAUUGCAAUUAAAGAAUCUUCAUGAAGACUUGUCAGGUAGAUUAGAGGAAUCCUUAUCAAUCAUCAAUGAGAAAGUACCUUUUAAUGAUACAAAAUAUAGUCAUUAUAAUGCCCUGAACGUCCCACUCCACAAUAGGCGACAUCAGCUGAAGAUGCGGGACAUUGCCGGGCAGGCCCUGGCUUUUGUUCAGGAUCUUGUGACGGCCCUUCUGAACUUCCACACUUACACCGAACAGAGGAUUCAGAUUUUCCCUGUUGAUUCCGCCAUUGACACUAUAUCUCCAUUAAAUCAGAAGUUCUCCCAGUACCUUCAUGAAAACGCGUCCUAUGUCCGCCCCCUUGAGGAAGGAAUGCUCCAUUUAUUUGAAAGUAUCACUGAGGAUACUGUGACUGUCCUGGAGACAACUGUGAAAUUGAAAACGUUCUCAGAGCACCUCACCUCCUACAUUUGUUUUCUUAGAAAGAUCCUUCCUUAUCAGUUAAAAAGUUUAGAAGAAGAAUGUGAAUCUUCUCUUUGCACAUCUGCUUUGCGAGCCAGGAACCUGGAGCUGUCUCAGGAUAUGAAAAAGAUGACAGCUGUGUUUGAGAAGCUCCAAACCUAUGUCACUCUCCUUGCCUUGCCAAGCACAGAGCCGGAUGGACUCCUUCGGACAAACUACAGUUCUGUCUUAACCAGCGUCGGUGCUGCUCUGCGGGGCUUCCAUGACGUCAUGAAAGAUAUUUCUAAACAUUACAGUCAGAAAGCUACCAUAGAGCAGGAGCUUCCCACGGCAACGCAGAAGCUCGUGACCACUAACGAUUGCAUCCUGUCGUCAGCGGUGGCAUUAACCAACGCAGCAGGAAAGAUUGCAUCUUUCUUCAGCAACAAUGUGGACCACUUCAUUGCUUCUCUGAGCUACGGGCCCCGGACAGCAAGUGGGUUCAUCAGCCCGCUCUCAGCCGAGUGCAUGCUGCAGUACAAGAAGAAAGCCGCUGCCUAUAUGAAGGCUCUGAGGAAGCCUCUCCGAGAGUCUGUGCCUUAUGAAGAAGCGCUGGCAAACCGUCGCAUCCUCCUGAGCUCAACGGAAAGCCGGGAAGGGCUCGCACAACAGGUUCAGCAAAGUUUGGAGAAGAUUUCUAAAUUGGAGCAAGAGAAGGAGCACUGGAUGUUGGAGGCACAGUUAGCCAAAGUCAAGCUGGAGAAAGAAAACCAGCGGAUUGCAGACAAACUGAAGAGCACAGGCAAUGGGCAGCUGACUGGGCUGGCUCAGGACAGCACUGCCCUGCCCAGCACUCCGGGCCAGGAUGACGUUGCAGCCAGGACUGCACAGGAGCCGGUUCAGAGCACCAGUCUGAUUGGCGUUUUAACCAGGACAUCUGACAGUGAGGUCCCAGACGUGGAGUCUCGUGAAGACUUAAUUAAAAACCACUACAUGGCGCGGAUAGUGGAGCUCACCUCUCAGCUGCAGCUGGCCGACAGUAAGUCCGUGCACUUCUAUGCUGAGUGCCGAGCGCUCUCUAAAAGGCUGGCCCUGGCCGAAAAGUCUAAAGAGGCAUUGACAGAAGAGAUGAAGCUGGCCAGCCAGAACAUUAGCAGACUCCAGGACGAGCUGACCACGACCAAGCGGAGUUACGAGGAUCAGCUGAGCAUGAUGAGCGACCACCUGUGCAGCAUGAACGAGACGCUGUCCAAGCAGAGAGAGGAGAUCGACACCCUGAAGAUGUCCGGCAAGGGAAAUUCCAAGAAGAGCAAGAGCCGAUAGCUUGCAAAUGGCUGAUUGGUGACCGUUCUCAGAGCUGCU
This is a messenger RNA of Elephantulus edwardii (Cape elephant shrew), 2551 nucleotides long. RefSeq names its product protein phosphatase 1, regulatory subunit 21 (gene PPP1R21). The record is from RefSeq and is a predicted model, not a curated record. The transcript has 22 exons. Bases 170 to 2512 code for a protein of 780 amino acids. Gene Ontology annotation, cellular component: early endosome; membrane. Lineage: Eukaryota; Metazoa; Chordata; Mammalia; Macroscelidea; Macroscelididae.